Messenger RNA from Aedes albopictus (Asian tiger mosquito), 2288 nucleotides. Its product is annotated as chymotrypsinogen A-like. The record is from RefSeq and is a predicted model, not a curated record. Bases 1018 to 2274 code for a protein of 418 amino acids. Gene Ontology annotation, biological process: proteolysis. Lineage: Eukaryota; Metazoa; Arthropoda; Insecta; Diptera; Culicidae. The transcript has a single exon. Gene Ontology annotation, molecular function: serine-type endopeptidase activity.
AUUCGCCGUUGCAAUGGUUUUAUGGCACUCAAUAAAGCAGGACUACGGUUGAGUAGCUCAAGUGUUGAAAAUCAGUUACUUGUAGGGAUUUAAAUGGAUACUACGGCUGAUACAAUUUUUUGAAACACUUUGGAGUACUAUUGAAUCUCCAUGUAACCAUCAACAAAGACCAGGCCAUAUAAAACUACUCGAGCAAAUUCAAGUGGUAGUCGUUCAAAGCAUGUUGACACGAGGUACCACUUUGUUCGGUAGAUGAAGCAAGCAGAUGCUAUCAAACAUGAUAAGAUCACCUAUAUGAUGACAACAGAACCACUUUGAAGGGUAAAGUAGACACGAUUCCGGGAUGCUGCUCGUGGAGAAAUACAACGGUGGCAAUGAAGCAAAAAUGUAAAACGAUGAGAAUAUUUUGUUAGUGGAAUGAAUUAAUAGCCAUCAUUGUUCUGUUCGUCACCCGGUUCAGGCUCUCUCUCUCUCUCUUCUUGGCGUAACGUCCUCACUGGGACAAAGCCUGCUUCUCAGCUUAGUGUUCUAUGAGCACUUCCACAGUUAUUAACUGAGAGCUUCCUCUGCCAAUGACCAUUUUGCAUGUGUAUAUCGUGUGGCAGGCACGUAAAGGAAAAUUCCUGGACCGACCGGGAAUCGAACCCGUCACCCUCAGCAUGGUCAUGCUGAAUACCCGUGCGUUUACCGCCUCGGCUAAAUGGGCGGUUCAGGCCUGGUGUUUUAUUAUCCCUUCGAUCUACGGUGUCACUUUAGUCCAAGAGGUAUAAAUAAACAGAUGACACGCACGAGGUAUGCAAAUAAGCACAACUUUGCUUGCGAAUGAAAGGUAAUGACCCAAAAGGAGAAAUUUAAUUUACAAAUCUGAGCAAAGCAAUGAAAGUAGGUAGAAGAAGGAUAUUUUCAUAUGAUGCACUUAAAGCAGGUAACGAAGAAUUGAAAAGGGUUCAACAUUCAGUACUAAUAACUACGAUUGUAUGUUCAUGAUGCAUGUAGAGAGCAACUGACUCAUUCAAUAUGUCCAUUGCAUACCUAGACUCCAAAAAGUGUAGAUGUUUUCCAGCUCUAUCUCGUAAAUUAAAGCUUGUAACUCAGGCGGCAGCGACACCAUCAGCUUCAAUAAGUAAAAUUAUCAAGUUGUCUAAUAUUAUCGAAAUGAAGUGCAGUCGCUUUUUAUUACUCAUUGUGAUCAACAUCCAAAUCACCAGUCAAUUUAAGUGUGGCGUCCCCCAGCAGCAGAAGACGAUCCAGUUGAUAGUGAACGGUUUCAGUGCGUCGAAAGGACGAUGGCCGUGGCAUGUCGCGAUUUUCCACAAAAAUCAUCCCCUCACUGCGUACGUUUGCGGCGGGACACUGAUUUCGACUACGCAUGUCCUGACGGCUGCACAUUGUGUCAUCAAUCCACGCACCGGUUAUCAACUACCGAGUAAGAGCAUGUUGAUCGAGGCAGGUGCGUACGACUUGAACCAGGAUUUUCAAGGCAGACAGCGACAUUCGAUAAAAGCUGUCUACAAGAUGUCUAACUAUAGUAGGACAAGCCCUAAAUACGACAUUGCCAUACUCGAGCUGGACUCGGAAGUUGAGCUUAGUCAGUAUGUCCAACCGGCUUGCGUGUACUCGAGAAACGAUUUGGCGGGAAAGAUCGGAACGGUGAUUGGCUGGGGUAUAACGGAGACUAACGAAGUAUCUAGUGUUCUGAAGGAAGCUGAGCUUCCAGUGGUCGAUACGCUAACAUGUCUAACGAGCAAUCGUUACGUGUUUGGACCAAUUUUGGACAAAGGAAUGUUCUGCGCAGGUUAUCUAGAUGGUAGCAGUGUUUGUAACGGUGAUAGUGGAGGAGGAAUCUUUUUCAAAGUAAAUGGAGCCUGGCACGUUGGUGGUAUAGUGUCGUACAAACAAGUCAGAGAAGAUAAUAAUGCACUGUGCCGGACGGAAGGGUACGCGGUCUUCACUAAACUUCACAAUUACCUGCCUUGGAUUAGCUCAGUGACUGGACUAAAUGUAGUGGGUCCAAAAGGAAGACAAGCGCCGGAUACGGAUAAAUGCGCGCCAAGAAGCGCCAAAUCAUCCAAAAUCAGUACAUAUAGCUUUCCGAGAAAUUGUGGCAUCUAUUCGCCUAACCGAAUAAUUUAUGGACAGGUUGCAAAGGUUUUUGAGUUUCCUUGGAUGGCGAUACUGCUUUACAAAGACAAAAAGCUGAAUUGCGUUGGAACACUCAUCAACAAGCGCUACGUGUUGACGUCGGCUAUUUGCGUUCACAAAAAUAUCCCGUAAGAUACAUUAAAGAU